Molecule: messenger RNA, 1362 nt
Organism: Aspergillus clavatus NRRL 1
Lineage: Eukaryota; Fungi; Ascomycota; Eurotiomycetes; Eurotiales; Aspergillaceae
Product: glycoside hydrolase family 7 protein
Exons: 3
Coding region: 1-1362 (453 amino acids)
Biological process (GO): carbohydrate metabolic process
Molecular function (GO): hydrolase activity, hydrolyzing O-glycosyl compounds
Source: RefSeq, a predicted model, not a curated record
AUGUAUCAACGUGCACUCCUUUUCUCUGCCCUUGCGACGGCCGUCAGCGCCCAGCAGGUUGGCACUCAGAAGGCCGAGGUGCACCCUGCUUUGACCUGGCAAAAGUGCACUGCUGCUGGCAGCUGCACUGACCAGAAAGGCUCCGUUGUGAUUGAUGCCAACUGGCGUUGGCUCCACUCGACUGAGGACACCACCAACUGCUAUACCGGCAACGAGUGGAACGCCGAGCUCUGCCCUGACAAUGAGGCUUGUGCUAAGAACUGCGCUCUCGACGGUGCCGAUUACUCUGGCACCUAUGGUGUCACUGCCGACGGCUCUUCUCUUAAGCUCAACUUUGUCACCAGUGCCAAUGUUGGCUCCCGUCUGUAUCUCAUGGAGGAUGACGAGACCUACCAGAUGUUCAACCUUUUGAACAACGAGUUCACCUUCGAUGUUGACGUGUCGAACCUUCCUUGCGGCCUGAACGGCGCCCUGUACUUCGUGUCCAUGGAUGCUGAUGGCGGCUUGUCCAAGUACCCUGGCAAUAAGGCUGGUGCCAAAUACGGAACUGGCUACUGCGACUCUCAGUGCCCUCGGGACCUGAAGUUCAUCAACGGCGAGGCUAACGUGGAGGGCUGGAAGCCUUCUGACAACGACAAGAACGCUGGCGUUGGUGGCUACGGAUCUUGCUGCCCCGAGAUGGAUAUCUGGGAGGCCAAUAGCAUCUCCACUGCUUACACUCCUCAUCCUUGUGAUGGUAUGGAGCAGACCCGUUGCGACGGUAAUGACUGCGGUGGCACUUACUCUUCCACUCGCUAUGCCGGUACUUGUGAUCCCGAUGGUUGUGAUUUCAACUCCUUCCGCAUGGGCAACGAGAGCUUCUAUGGCCCUGGCGGACUGGUUGACACCAAGUCCCCCAUCACUGUGGUAACUCAGUUUGUUACUGCCGGUGGAACCGAUUCCGGUGCCUUGAAGGAAAUCCGCCGUGUUUAUGUCCAGGGCGGCAAGGUCAUCGGCAACUCUGCCUCGAACGUCGCGGGUGUUGAGGGUGAUUCCAUCACCUCUGACUUCUGCACUGCCCAGAAGAAGGCCUUUGGUGAUGAGGACAUCUUCUCCAAGCAUGGCGGGCUUGAGGGUAUGGGCAAGGCUCUCAACAAGAUGGCUCUCAUCGUGAGCAUCUGGGACGACCACGCCUCCAGCAUGAUGUGGCUCGACAGCACCUACCCCGUUGACGCUGACGCCUCCACCCCCGGUGUCGCCCGCGGUACCUGCGAGCACGGCCUCGGUGACCCCGAGACUGUCGAGAGCCAGCACCCCGAUGCCUCUGUGACCUUCUCCAACAUCAAGUUCGGACCUAUCGGCUCGACCUACAAGAGCGUUUAA